Molecule: messenger RNA, 1884 nt
Organism: Leptopilina heterotoma
Lineage: Eukaryota; Metazoa; Arthropoda; Insecta; Hymenoptera; Figitidae
Exons: 2
Coding region: 183-1658 (491 amino acids)
Source: RefSeq, a predicted model, not a curated record
CAGAUAUAAAACAACCUUCUUUCGACUAAGUUAUAUUCUACUUUUACAAAAGGAAAGAAUUUGCGAAAGCUCUGGCUAACAUUGGUUUAGGCUUACUCAUCAAAACAACUAUUUGUUCUCUACUCUGUCAACAUAGGCAUCUUACUGUGAGCAGAAUUUUUAAAAUUCUAAUAUUACCUGAAAUGAAUAUCAUUAUUUACAUGGGAAUAUUAUUUUUGCUGUUGCUUACAAACAUCGAUGUCAAGAACUCUCAAUUAUUAAAAAUUGGUAGAAUAUUCUGCGAUAAUUCAAAGUAUCAUGAAAAUAAUGAAUUUAUUGUUAGUGACACUACUCAACAAAUUAAAUCAAAGGAAAAUGUAAAUCACUUCUUGCAUCUUAAUGUAGAGGAAAUAUUUUUUGGACUUUUUACGAAUCUGCCAAAAAUGAAAGAUUUGCAGUUAACGAUCUUGAGUGUUACUACUGAUGCUCUAAUUUCUGCUUUAUUCGUAACAAAAUUUCUCAGUCUUGGAAUGGAUUUUGCCAGUGAAUUUUCAAGAACUUCAUUUUCUCAACAGACUGCUAGUGGUUUGAUGAAAAGGAAAUCAUUACAGUUUACAAUUUUCAAAGGAAUCAUUGUAACCGAGAUUGUCACGAAACUUUUGAAGCUUAUUACAAAUCCAGCAGUAGCAGAAAAUGUCACAUCCAUACAAAUACGAAAGAAAAAUUUUCAAUCACUUUUUUGGAUUAGGUAUAGGAAUAUUGAUAAGUUUCUGAUUCAUAAGUGCAGUGAAAGUACUGCAAUGAAUAUUAUAAAACAUUACUGCUUUAGUUCACCACGAUUCGGAGUAAUGUAUUAUUUCAUCAAAUAUAUUUCUGACAAUGGAUAUCCAUCGGAAGCGUAUGAUAAGUAUUGGCUAAAAGAUCCUAAGUUGUACGAAAAAUUAAGAUUUAAUUUGUAUUUAGAAGUUGGUUUAUCAAAAAGAGCAGCAAUUGAACGUAUGCAUAAUAUUUAUAACCAAGAAGAGAUGAAUCUAAUAAAAGAUAAUCCAGAAAAGUUAUUUGCUGACUACUUGACUAAUAAAUUAUUUGACAAAAUUACUUUUGAUGAUUAUUACGCCAUAAAAAAUUUCUUGGUUAAUGAUUUCCCUACUAUAAAUGUAGAGCAUCAUAUUUUUUGGAGAAUGAAGAAAGCACUGUACAGUUUGGUUAUUAGACAAUGGGAUUUAAAGCCUGUGAAAUCUACAAAGAAAAUGAUAUGCACACUACGAAGUAAUUCGUUCGCUAAUUCAAAACGUUCUUUAUGGUUUCUCGAAUUUACUAUUUGUAAUGAAUAUUUUAAUGGAACAGAAAAUUACAAUACUAUUAAUGUCCCAUUUAUAGAGGGCAACCAUCAUUCUGUCGCGGAACUAACAAUUCCAUUAAGGUUUGUGAUUGAAUUAAAAGACAUUGAUGCUAAUUUAAAUCAGUACAUAAUUAUUCCCCAUACAAAAACAACAUUGUUAGAAAUUAGAAAACACUCGAUUAAUAAUGGAAUUAAUAUAUAUAAAAUUAAUUCAAGGUUUAGAAGUUUCAUACAUUCUGAAUUGCUAGCAGACGUUGCAAAUAAAGUUUCUCUAUAUGCAGAAAAUAUUAGUGGUGAUCAUGUUUCCGAAUCAUUCAGGCGCUUGAAAUGUUGGUGACAAAAUGUUUUAUCAAAAAAUUAAAAAAAAAAAUUAAUAAAAUCGUUCAAUUUCCAUAUUUUUUUUCAUUUUAUUUCGUAGUGUACAAAAUGUGAAAUAAUUUACUACAGUUCUAGAAUGAAAUAUUUUUUUUCAAACUUUAAAUUUUUAUUUAUUAAAAAUCAUAAAAAAAGUAUUUAAUUGUUAAAAAUUUAAUCAAUGAUGAAAUUAUAAAUAAAAAUAAAUU